Schistosoma intercalatum is the source of this 2760-nucleotide messenger RNA. The record is from the annotation of a GenBank genome assembly. Lineage: Eukaryota; Metazoa; Platyhelminthes; Trematoda; Strigeidida; Schistosomatidae.
AUAGAAUAGCGCGGCUUUAAAACGUGUCGCAUCUAGCUCAUUUGGAAUACGCACUGGUUCAGCGAUCAGGUUGUCUAAGCCUCACGCUUAUUAUAUUUGCAAAUUGCUCUUGAUUUCUCUCAUCAUUGAAUGUAAGCGCAUUUUCAGUCGUUGGCUCACUUUAUUUCGUUGUUUUCUCUUCCAAAUUUUCUCACUAAUAUAGUAAAAGUACCUUCGUGCCAGAGGUGAAUAUACUGGAGGCUUGAAGUCGCACGUAUUUUGGUCACAUGUUGAAGCAGAAAGAAGAUGUACUUCUCAUGGUUAAGCAUGUACGGUAUAAGAAAGUAGAUGGGACCCUGUAUGUUAACUCAGGAAGAGUGGCUUGGCGUAACCAAACAUCUGAUAGUUUUCGCAUCAGUGCGAAAUUUGAAGAUAUUAGAAUACAGCGUAUUAGUCCGGACCAAAAGGAAAAAGUCCAGCUCCAGUUAUUAAUGCAUAGUGGGGAGUCUUUCACUUUCCAGUUUUCGGAUCCUGGAGGCAGGGAGAAGCAGCUUGAAAUGCGUAACAACGUGAAAGCAAUGCUACAAAACUUGCUACCCAAAUUUAAAGACAAGAUUGUUAGGGUUUGCUGUGCAACGCGUCGCUUUAGAAGUUUUUUAAUGAGAAGUUGGAGAAAUACUAACAAUAAUUUUCGCAUGGUGAACUGGACCGGAAAUCUUUAGAGUUCUGCGUGAAAGCGACUCUGGUCGACAUCUCUACGUGCUCAAGCCGAAUUAAAGGAAAAAUUUCGACUCCUCGAAUCAAACCCUGAGAUUUUGGCUUUAUACAAAGAAUUAGUUGUUAGUGGUAUACUUAGCUCGGAAGAGUUUUGGGCUCGACCAGAAUUUUCUCAUAAUAACUUUAAUUCAUCCCAGUGUCUGAAUAAUUCCACAGCUAAUAACAAAGCUUUUGGAACUACUGGGACAUCAGAAGCAACUCCUAACAAUGCAAAUAUGUUAUCUCAUAAUAAUCCGUCAAAUGGUCCUACUAGUCAGAUUUCACGAAGUUUCCAGUUAGACGACCGGCCUCAAAUUAUUGGAGUCCCCAGUUGUCUUUUGAGCGAUAUCAAGCCUGAAGCAGAUGGUGCCAAUGGAAUAAAAUACAACCUUACUCACGAAACAAUCAAUGCAAUAUUCCGAGCCUACCCUACUGUACGUGAUAAACAUCGAGAAAUGGUCCCUGAUAAAUUAUCUGAAGCUGACUUCUGGAUAAAGUUUUUUCAGUCUCAUUAUUUCCACCGUGACCGUGUUCACCUUCCGAAAAAUGAUAUAUUUGCUGAUUGCGCUGGUAUUGAUGAUAAACUUUUACUCAGCGAUAUACGGAAAUCAAGAGUCAACCGAAAUAAUGUCCAUCUUGAUUUACCUAAUCUUACCGAUUACGAUAUAGGACAAGGUUAUGGAAUCGAUCAAAUAUCUGGUCCGACAAAAAUAAAGUCAGCUGACUCAGUCUCGCAUCAGAGUGUAGAGAAUACCUUGAACGAACCUGCAAUCCCGAGCAAUUUAUCAGCAAAUCAGUUGUUACUUCGUCGUUUCAACAAUCAUUCGAUACUCGUUUUGAAAUCUCUUAGUUCAAAUGACUCAUCUUCAUCAAUUAAUAAUGCAUCUCAAAAUCCGAAAGAUGUGCUUAACUCUUGUCCUUUAAAAGACCGCGUGUACGUUAAAGAGCUGGUAGAAGAUCAAAAUCCUACAGAAAUCCAGUUAGACCUAACUUGUGUAACUGACUAUCUGGAGGGUCCUACCCCUAGCAUAGCUGGUAAAGCUACAAAGUUAAUGGAUCCGUUAUCAGUUACCCGGCAAACAGAUACUUCGUUUUAUGGAUUACAACUAGAGCAGUCAGUAAAGAAAUGUAAGAAUUUGAUGGUAGCUGCUUAUCACAUGGGGAAAAAGCCAGGCGUAUCACUUUUAACUGCACUUGAAUCUCAACAAGCACUAGCAGAUGUCUCACCUGGUGGUUGUCUCAUCGGUGGUAAACUUAAUAGUGAACGCACGAAACCAUGUGACUUAACUAGUGAUCAAUCAUCCUUACGUUUGUUCGAACCAGGGAGAAACAGUCGUAUUUCGAACUCUCCGAAAGUCUCUGAUGAACACCAUGCUGGUGACGAUGUCGAUCGUGGCCCGCCAUUACUCACACCAGAACAGGUUAAAGAUUUGUCACUUUUAUAUUCUAGUGCCGCUGAACUCUUAAGACACUUCUGGGCAUGUUUCCCUGUAACAACCCCACAACUAGCUGAUAAGUUAGAUCGUGUUGCUGCCAGUCUCGUUCGUUUUCGUACAACCAAGGUAACCCACUUCGCCGCUGGUGUUGAUCCAUCGUUGAGGACUAAGUCAGACACAUAUUCUUCUGAUUCAUCUGAGCAUCUACCUAACACAGGAAAUUCUGGGCCUAUUUCUUACCGUUCAAGUGUGACUAGUCACCUGGAAUCGAUGCUGGACUCCGCUCAAAAGAAGUAUUCUGAAUGGAAAACUCGGCAUUCGUAAUAAUGUAGAUAUCUGUACAGAUCAAAUUUUUUAAGAAUUUUGUUUGAAAUUUUCUGUCUCCAUUCCUGGUAAUUCACUAAUAUAAAUAAUUAGUUUCGUGACAUCAUGCUAAACUGUAUAUAUUUACUGUUCGGAUAUUAUUUGAAAAAUUAAUUGACAGAUUUUUCGUAACGACUUUUAGAUUUCUUUGCUUUUUGGAGGUUCUUUUUAUUAACUCUGGUAAUGUGAAUGGCGAAAAUAAGUUAAGGGUAAAGUGAUCCCAUCG